Molecule: messenger RNA, 1088 nt
Organism: Oncorhynchus mykiss (rainbow trout)
Lineage: Eukaryota; Metazoa; Chordata; Actinopteri; Salmoniformes; Salmonidae
Molecular function (GO): DNA-binding transcription factor activity
Source: RefSeq, a predicted model, not a curated record
UUUUCAAAAUGGCAGCAACAUUGCAAAUAAGCGAGUUUGAUAGUGAAGACCAAAUAACUAAAGAAAUAGCAAAACAAGAAGAGACAACGUCGUUGAAAUACAUAAUAUUGCGCAAAGACAAACGUUUUGGGCGAAAGGAUGCACACCCUUUGGAAGGAAAGAAGAUCAGCUGGGAGGUAAAAAGUCACCCAUUCAAUGGAGUUCCAUUUCAGGUUGUGGGCACAAGCACAUAUGAAUGCCAUCAGGGGAAAGACCGACAAGUAAAAGCUAAAGAGAAACAUGCUGCUAAAAUGAACAAGAAGGCGCUUGAAGACCAUGCCUUAAAGAGACGGAAACAAAAUACAAAGAAGGUGGACUGCAAGGCUUUAAUAAACAUCGCCCACAUUAUCCGCUUUCCUGGUUUUAAGAUUGAGGAGAGUACUGUGCGCUCUAAAAAGGAGGCCUCAAAAGAUCUGAAGGCAGCUCUAAGUGAAAAACCAAGCUCUGUGAAGGCAGAGGUUGUCUACUGUGUCAGGUUCCCCUCUCUCUCUGAGCAUAGCUCACACGCACUUGUUGGUGAGAGGUCCUCUAAGAAGAACUUGAAGAUGUUGCAGAAGCAAUGUGCAGGCUAUCUAAAAGAAAUCACAGACCUCACCUAUCAUCUUCAAGAUGAACAGUAUAUGGCUGGCCUGUCUUCACAUCUGCAAAGCCUAUUGCAGGAAAUGAAAGGACUUGUCCCACAGGAUAAAGAUCUCACACUGACCCUUUCCCCAAGGAAGAGAAAGGCUGAGGAGGACAUGGCCACCCUACCAACCCAGGGAGCAUCGCAACCUUUCACCGACAGUGUAGGACAGCAUGCAGAUUUACAGAACACAUGCGAAGAACCAUGUUUGCCAAACUGAGUGUGGAGUGAGAUUGCUUGUAGGCAGGGAGCCUAGGGUGCCGGAGGAUGGCAGUGUGUGUGUGUAUAUAUGUGUUGAGUCUGUUUUUUUUGUUUUUUCCCAGAAUAUUUUAUUUUUGAGAGCUGGGUUUUGUGGUAACCCAAGCCUGCCAGCAUACUUGUACCAUUUUAAUAUUAAUUGUAAUAAAAUAAAAAUACAUUUGGGUGA